Vitis vinifera (wine grape) is the source of this 2828-nucleotide messenger RNA. Its product is annotated as long chain acyl-CoA synthetase 4. The record is from RefSeq and is a predicted model, not a curated record. Gene Ontology annotation, biological process: fatty acid metabolic process. The coding region runs from base 299 to 2326 and encodes 675 amino acids. Gene Ontology annotation, molecular function: long-chain fatty acid-CoA ligase activity. The transcript is spliced from 16 exons. Gene Ontology annotation, cellular component: membrane; endoplasmic reticulum. Lineage: Eukaryota; Viridiplantae; Streptophyta; Magnoliopsida; Vitales; Vitaceae.
UCAUAAUUCCAGAAUAUUGUUGACCCAUUUUAACCUAAACACGCACCUCUCUUUAUCUCUCUCCCUCUCUUUGAACUGUUCCUCUGUGCAGAGGUGGUCCUUCUUCCCUCUUCCUCUAUUUUGUCUUCAAGUCAAACCAAAUCUCGCAGCUCUGGCCACCAAUUUCCACCUAAUAUUUUGAUUAUUUUCCUUUCAUAGACUUCACAUAUAUAUACAUCACACUACAGCCUCAAUUCAGAUUCUCAUUCAGAUUCAUCGGAGAAGAAGUAGAAGAAUUUUCUAGAGUUGUUCGGAGAGAAUGGCGCAGAAGAGGUUCAUCAUAGAGAUGGAGAAGGCGAAGGAGGCAAAGGACGGGAGGCCGUCGAUCGGACCGGUGUACCGGAGUUCCUUCGCCAGGGAUGGAUUUCCGAAGCCGAUUGAGGGAAUGGAGAGCUGCUGGGACGUUUUCCGCCUGGCUGUUGAAAAAUAUCCUGGAAAUCGCAUGCUUGGUCAACGAGAGAUUGUGAAUGGGAAGGCUGGUAAAUAUGUGUGGCUAACUUAUAAAGAAGUAUAUGACAAAGUGAUGAAAGUUGGAAAUUCCAUCCGCAGUUGUGGUGUUAAUGAAGGAGGACGAUGUGGUAUCUAUGGUGCUAAUUCUGCUGAGUGGAUCAUGAGCAUGGAGGCGUGCAAUGCUCAUGGGCUCUAUUGCGUUCCUUUAUAUGAUACCCUAGGUGCCGGUGCCGUGGAAUUUAUCAUAUGCCAUUCAGAGCUGUCAAUUGUUUUCGUAGAAGAAAAAAAGAUUCCUGAGGUGUUGAAAACAUUUCCUAACACAACUGAAUACUUGAAAACAAUUGUGAGCUUUGGCAAGGUUACACCUGAACAAAGGGAAGAAGUUGAAAAGUUUGGUUUGGCCAUAUAUUAUUGGGAGGAAUUCUUGCAACUGGGAGAUGAUAAAAAAUUUGAUCUUCCAUUGACAAAGAAAAACGACAUUUGUACAAUAAUGUACACAAGUGGAACAACCGGUGACCCCAAAGGUGUGAUGAUUUCCAAUGAAAGCAUUGUUACUCUUAUUGCUGGGGUGAAGCGCCUGCUACAGAGUGUCAAUGAAGAGUUGAAUGAGAAGGAUGUAUUUAUUUCAUAUCUUCCUCUAGCACAUAUCUUUGAUCGGGUGAUUGAAGAGUUAUUUAUUUCUCAUGGUGCCUCAAUAGGAUUUUGGCGAGGGGAUGUCAAAUUAUUGGUUGAAGACAUUGGGGAGCUAAAACCGACUAUUUUCUGUGCUGUUCCUCGCGUAUUAGAUAGGAUAUAUUCAGGUUUGAAACAGAAGAUUUCUGCAGGUGGUUUAUUGAGAAAUACACUGUUCAACAUUGCAUACAAGUACAAACAAUACAACCUGUGGAAGGGGGUUAAAACCCUAGAGGCAGCUCCUAUUUGUGAUAAAAUAGUCUUUGGCAAGGUAAAGCAAGGUUUAGGUGGAAACGUACGACUUAUUUUAUCUGGAGCCGCACCACUCUCUACCCAUGUGGAAGCUUAUCUACGAGUGGUGACUUGUGCUCAUGUUCUACAAGGAUAUGGUCUGACUGAAACUUGUGCGGGCACAUUUGUCUCACUGCCAAAUGAAAUUAGCAUGCUUGGUACAGUGGGCCCUCCAGUACCAAAUGUUGACGUAUGCCUAGAAUCUGUUCCUGAAAUGGGAUAUGAUGCCCUCUCAAGCACACCACGUGGAGAAAUAUGCAUACGAGGGAAAACCUUGUUCUCGGGAUACUAUAAACGUGAAGAUCUCACCAAAGAGGUCUUGGUUGAUGGAUGGUUCCACACAGGGGAUGUUGGUGAGUGGCAACCUGAUGGGAGCAUGAAAAUUAUCGACCGCAAGAAGAACAUAUUCAAGCUUUCACAAGGAGAAUACGUUGCCGUUGAGAACUUGGAAAACAUUUAUGGUCUUGUUUCUGAUAUUGACUCGGUAUGCCUCUCAAAUGUGUCAUCAUACGUUUUACCUGAAUUUAUCACUCCUUUUUUUCCCCUGAUUUUGGUUCUCUCUCAGUUUCAUUGUGUAUGCCUCUCAAAUGGUGUCAUUAUAUUUUUAGAUACGGUCAUGUUUUGGAAGAUGUUUCUUUCACGUGAAUCCUGUCUCUUGCCUGUUCUUUAUAUGUUCCCAAGAUGUUUUCUUUCAUCCAAAUUUAUCCUACUCUUUUCCCCUGAUUCUCUCUCUGUGAAUGUGUGGGAGGAUGGGCAUGUGCACAUGCAAGCUGCCUUUUUGGUGUUGAGGUUUAUAUUUGAACCACAAAAAAAAAAAACCUCAAUCAAGGAGCUGUCUCAUUCUUGGUGGUACAGUAGUUUUUUACUUGCAUAACGUCAUGUGCUUGCUUUCUUGUUUCACAGAAUUUACCUUCUCUGCAAUUCCAUUUAGGAUUAUACCACCACUCCUGUCCCCAUACAUGUGGACCUUCAAAGGGGCUUCAAUUCUUUGAUUGGUGCAUUGUAACAGAAGUUCCCGGUGCCACAGUUACAUAUUUACUAUAGUAACCUCUUACAAUGAAAAACAAUUUUUUGAACAACUUGAUUGAAUAAUUAGUUUUGUUUUUUAUGAAUAUGUGAUGCCAAAGUUUCUGUUCUGGGUAAAUAGGUUUGCUGAUUUUUGGUUCCUGAUAUUGUUCCACUCAUCAGAAAUCUGUAGUGUUUGACUCUGAGAACUAUUUCCCCUCUUUUAAUUGCAGAUAUGGAUUUACGGCAACAGCUUUGAGUCCUUCCUUGUUGCUGUUGCUAACCCCAAUCAGCAAGCACUUGAACGGUGGGCUAAAGAGAACAAUAUUUCUGGGGAUUUUGAUUCCCUUUGUGAAAAUCCCAAGGCAAAA